Puntigrus tetrazona (Sumatra barb) is the source of this 3211-nucleotide messenger RNA. RefSeq names its product leukotriene B4 receptor 1-like. Gene Ontology annotation, biological process: G protein-coupled receptor signaling pathway; immune response. The transcript has a single exon. Gene Ontology annotation, molecular function: G protein-coupled receptor activity. Gene Ontology annotation, cellular component: membrane. The record is from RefSeq and is a predicted model, not a curated record. The coding region runs from base 2234 to 3211 and encodes 325 amino acids. Lineage: Eukaryota; Metazoa; Chordata; Actinopteri; Cypriniformes; Cyprinidae.
CAAACAUAUCAUUAUGACAAUCACGUCUGGUAUUCAUCUGAAACUAAUUGGUCAAACUGCCAUGCACAGGGUUAAUAAAAACAAAGGUGUGCAGCGUAAAAGACAUAAUACCUGUAAACAUCUUUAUGAUAGUGGGACAGCAUUUAGCUGCAAAUGAAGUGUAAAGAAAAGUCAAUGAAAAGGAUUAUUCACAUAGAGUAUCCUUUGGAAGACCACAGAUUUCAGAAUUGUAUUAAUGCAGCCAUUUACAACAUAUAUUUGAAUUUUUUUUUAAACAAACUGAUCCCGAAUUAGCGAGGUUUACAACUUUGAAUAUGUAGCUGUAAAUAUAAACCAACAUGGGUUCUACUUAGUACACUUUAUUACAUUUCUUGUAACAUGAAGAAAAGGAUUCAGACAGCAGUUUGGCAAAGCCAGAGUCUUACAUGUAUUAGCAUGUUCUCGGUGUAAAGAAUUUAGUUGGUUCUGAACAUCUGGAUGAGAUGUUUUAGUCAGAGUAUUGAUAGUGUGCACAGGAGGAUGAAAAAAAACCCCAACAGGAUCUCAAAAUCAAAACUUUAUAGACUGUGACUUCAUUGUCCUUGAACAUCUUAGCAAUCCAUGCUUGUCUUUAAGUUCUUGUGAGAGAUACGGAACUCUUACUGCUGCAUUUGCUGCAAUAUCUCCUGAUAUUUUAACAACAAUAUAAAAAAAAAUUAUAAUAAUAAUAAAAUAAAGCUUAGCCUACUUCCUUAUAUUGUUAAUUUAGAAGGGUUCGCCAUAGCAUGAUAACUGUGUAAUGAAUGUAACAUUUUAAAUACCAUCCUAAAUUCAAUAGAAAAGCAGAGUCCACCCACAACUGUCACAUUACUCAGUAGCACAGUCUUUAAUGACUCAAAAGGAAAAGGAAUAUAAUGUAGACACACAAGUAUGAUUUUUAAGAACCAGCAAGGAAACACAGACAGGACUACACAUUAUAUAUUAAUCUAAACGAGGGACAGACAGGUGUGGGAAAAACUAAUCAAACUAACAAGGACAGGAAAAAGACCAAAUAAGUCAAAACAGGAACUCAAACUGGGGCCAAACACACAGGCAGUCCACAAUGCUGACAACAGCAAACAAUAACUUCUAAACAGACCUGCUGUAAGCCCCAAAGCUGGUGGAUAAUUGAGUAGAAACCAUCCGCUGGUGUUAUUUCAGCUUAUUUUAUUUUAAAAAAAGCUUUAUAUUAAAAGUAAUAUAAAGUCAUAUUAAAAAGUGUCAGCUGCUUUCAGUUAUUUUAGCUUAUGUUUGUUGAUAUAUUAUUUAGUUUAUGUUGGUUGAUGUUUCACAUAGUCUAGUAUUUGUUACCAUAAUAUUUUAAUGUACUGUUAUAAUCAGUGGUUUGUAAAACAAAUAAGUUUACAUUACUGCACUUCGUUAAGAACUUGAAACUGAAUGAAAUUGAAGUCUGACACAUUUGCAGAAAAGACUAAACAAAAACUAAAAAAUGAAAACAUCAGGCACCGUGUUAUUGAAGAUUCUAAUAAUCCUCUUAGAAAGCUCCUAGCUUAACUUAAAAAUUCUAGUUAGGAGUCUUAGCUUAAUGAAUGUGGGCCCUGAUCAAUAUCCUAGGAUUUUAAUUGACUUGAUGCUAUACUCAGAUUAAAAAAAAAGAUUAUUUGCAAUAUUCUUUGUGUUGUGGUUUUCACACAUUUCUUUCUUUUCUGUUCUUCCGUUAACUCUGGAUGUAGCCACUCUCACAAACUUAAGACAUUUACUUCUUCUUUUACAUCUUAUUUUACUUCUUUUAACUCUUAGGCCUGACUCUGACAAAUGUUCUUAGUUAUAAUGUCAUUUUACUAAGCAUUUCUUGCAGCAUAAACUACAUGACCAAAGCCUUAAUAUAUCUGACCUAAUGUGGAGCACCUAAUAAUGGUCCCUGUAAUGUUUUCGAAGGAUAAGGAAAUGAUUACUCUUUGACUAUUUUUUUGCAAUAAAAAAGUAAAAAGCUUUAAAAGACUUAAUUUCAUGCUAUAUUUAAAAUAGAAAAUUGUCAUGACAAUUAACUUCUGAUCUUUUAUUAUUCAAUAGUAUACAGUGUCAUGUUGCUAAUUAAUUAUAACUGAAAGUGCAGCAAAUGUGAUCUUUGUUUUGUGUUUCCUGCUAGAAAGCAUGUCAUUUGUCACCAUUAGCACAUGCCAUUGUGUGGGAGGGCUUAUUUCAGGAGCUCAUAUUUAGUUUUGAAUUUUAGAGAAGUAAAAAAUAUUUGAUCAUGAUGGAGAUCAAGGUAGGCUUCAAUUCAACAUCUAACAGCACUGCUGUGGGUUCAGAGAAGAUCGCUCCUGCUGUAUUUCUGGGUUUGUGUUGUUUGGUUGGUUUGCCAAGCAACAUUGUAGUAAUCAUCAGCAUUGCUCGUGAGUGGAACAGCAGUCUGAGCUUUACGUUGAAACUAAUGCUAAACCUUGCAGUCUCUGAUACUUUGACACUUUGCCUUCCUCCUUUUGUGCUGUAUGGAAUACUGUUUGGAUGGAAAUUUGGCCUUUGGUUUUGUAAGUUCCUGUUUUUUGUGGGUCACUGGAGUCUGUAUGUUGCUGUUCUGACGGUCACCUCCAUGAGCGUGCACCGAUAUCACAAUGUCAUCAAGUCAAGAAUCACUAACAGGAUGAUACUGCAGAGACUGGAAAGACGGCACAGGAACCUUCAGCUGCUUGGCAUCUGGAUUCUAGCCUUUGUUUUUGCCCUGCCAGUAUUUUUUACUCAAGGAGUCAAAGACAGUGAUGGAUUGCUAAGAUGUCAGAGAGCAAUGAAGUCACAGUCAGUAGAAGUGACUGUUUUGCUUUUGGAGAUCCUGUCGGGGUUCGUCAUCCCAUUUUUGACAAUGUUGACAUGUUAUCUAUGGUUGGACAAAGGGUUGAGACAAAAAGCCAAGAGCUCCAGUCUAACUACAGCUCCACAGGACCAGGAACCCAGAAACCAGGGUACAAAUCCUAGGAAUUACAAUAAGAAGCUUGUGAUCAGCAUUGUCGUGGCUUUCUUUCUGUUUUGGACUCCUGUGCACAUUAUCAAUGUGAUUGAUAUAAUCACUACUCUGACUAAAACAUCUCGUCCAGAUGUUCAUUCCCAACUGAAUUCUUUCCGCCAAAUAUAUGGUGAUACAAGCAAGUCUCUGGCUUUGCUAAACUGCUGUCUUAAUCCUUUUCUUUAUUCCAUCUCUUCACGGAAAUGUAUGAAAUGUUUCAGAAUGAGCUAA